CCCGCCGGCCGCUCGGCUCUCCCGGAGGCGCGCCCGAGCCGCCGCCAACAUGGCCGAGACGAGCGAGGAGGUGGCGGUGUUGGUGCAGCGGGUGGUGAAGGACAUCACCAACGCCUUCAGGAGGAACCCGCACAUAGAUGAAAUUGGCCUGAUCCCAUGUCCUGAAGCACGGUAUAACCGGAGUCCUAUAGUCCUGGUUGAAAACAAACUUGGUGUGGAGAGCUGGUGUGUCAAGUUCCUUUUGCCCUAUGUACACAACAAGCUCCUUUUGUACAGAACAAGAAAGCAGUGGCUGAACAAAGAUGAAUUGCUAGAUGUCACAUGCACCCUGCUGCUUCUAAACCCAGACUUUACCACUGCAUGGAAUGUGAGAAAAGAACUGAUCCUCUCGGGCACUUUAAAUCCAAUUAAGGAUUUACAUCUGGGAAAAUUGGCCUUAACUAAGUUUCCAAAGAGUCCAGAAACAUGGAUUCACAGGCGGUGGGUGCUACAACAGGUAAUUCAGGAAACUUCCUUGCCUUCCUUUGUGACCAAAGGAAUCUUGGGAACAACUCCUGCCGAAAGGACCCAGCGACUAAUACGAGAAGAGAUGGAAGUGUGUGGUGAAGCAGCAGGGAGAUAUCCAAGCAACUAUAAUGCCUGGUCCCAUCGUAUCUGGGUUUUACAAAACCUGGCCAAGCUAGAUGUCAAGAUUCUUCUUGAUGAACUCUCUUCUACUAAACAUUGGGCGUCUAUGCAUGUUUCAGACCACAGUGGAUUUCACUACCGCCAGUUUUUGUUAAAGUCUUUGAUUAGCCAAACUGUGAAUGACAGUUCUGCAUUGGAGCAAAACCCUUUGAGAAGUGAGUCAGCCCCAGUUCUUCCCAAAGAUGAAGCAGCAGCAGCUUCAACAGAGGAACCCAGGAUAAAUCUUCCCCAUCUUCUAGAAGAAGAAGUUGAAUUCAGCACUGAUCUUAUUGAUUCUUACCCAGGACAUGAAACUCUUUGGUGUCAUAGACGGCAUGUAUUCUACCUUCAACAUCAUUUAAGUGGUAGAAUGGCUCACAAGAUCCAGCUGCCAUCUGCAGACAGCCCUGGGGGGACUGUGAGUGACUUGCACAUCAUCCCAGCAGGCCCCCAGCUGUCUCAGGCAAUGGAAGUGGAUGGACUGAAUGACUCUAGCAAGCAAGGCUAUUCCCAGGAAACCAAACGCCUGAAGCGGACCCCAGCCUCAGACUCCCUAGGCCUAGAAAUGGAACACAGGUUCAUUGAUCAAGUAUUGUCCACUUGCCGAAAUGUAGAACAAGCAAGAUAUGCCAAUGCAUACAGGAAAUGGCUGGUUACUUUGAGUCAGUGAAAGGUGGGUUAGUCAGUCCUUCACAAUUCCUUUUUUAGUGCAAUAUUGCUUUCCUUAUUUACAUAGUUGCAUGAACUGUUUGCUGAUGUUGGCUAACUAUAUGUUUUUCAUCUCAAGCUGAAAGUCCAUAGUAAAUUUUUCAUUUUAUUUAUUUUGUUAAGAACUGGCAUUCCUUUGGGGAUAAAAUAAUUGUAUCAUUUCUUCCUGCUAAAGAUUAGUGACUUAAAUUUUUAAUUUUUGACUUUUCUUUAUAUUUUUAAACACGGGGCUUCUUACUUGGUUCCUCUAAUUGGUUCAACACACACAUCCACCCAUCUCAGGGCAGUUGCCACAUAGGCAGAUGUUUUUAGUAAUUAAAAAUUUAUGUUUCGAAGCUGAAGAACAUUAAUACAAAUGCAGAGUAACUUGAUCUAAUUGUUAUUUGGAAAAUCAAAGGCUGGAUGGAUGGAUAUGUGAAACUAUAAACCAGUUCUCUUUCUCUAGUAUGUUCCACUUGUUUUAGACUAAGAUAACCAAAGACAGGAAUAUUGGAAUUUAUAUGAAAAUAUGCUUCCAUGUAAUAUCCAUUUUAAAAUGGUUAUUUUUUAAAAAAAACUAAUUUAAGAGUUUCUGUAAUUGCAGUAUUAGAAAAAAUUAGUUUUAGUACAAGUUUUGAUAGUUUUCAUCUCAUAUUUGGUAUAUGCCAAAACAGUCAUCAACCCUCAUAAAAUAAUUUUUUCCUAAAAGCCUAGAAUGCCAUUUUUAGUUAUUUUAGUUGUAACAUUUUCCUAUAUAAAUUUACUCAUAAAAAAUUGGAGAAAUGAACAUAGGUAUUCAUAAAAAUGUUCCUUUUAAAUAUUGAAGUUAGGAUACACUGGAUGAAUUAUAAAGCUUUUGUGAUGUGACUGUUAAAAGGUUACUAGAGAAGAGUUUUGCAGAUUAGUUCUUCAAUCUUUAUUUUAAAAAUGAGAUAAAACACUUUGAGACUGAACUUAUCAGGGAUGUGGUACCAAAGUAUCCAUGUUAACAGCUGUCUCUGAUCUGUUUAAUAACAAGGGCUGAGUUUUUCAGGUCAGUGACUUGCUGGGGUGGGGAAGGUUCAGGUAAAGUCUGCCUUCUUGUUUUCCCCUCCAUGAUUGGUCUUUCCUUAUUCUUUCUACACACCUUAUUUUUCCAACCCAUUCCGUAUUUUUUUGUCGCUUUCAGUUUUUUUUUUUUUUUUUUUUUUUACCAUCUUAUUUCAAGGAUGCCUACCAAAGUGAUCUCCUUUAUUUGUGGUGAAUUUAAUACCAUAUCGAAGACACAUGCAAAUACAUGAAACAGGACCACCCCUCUAGAAAGUUCCUCUAGGGAUUUGGAAGCUGUGUCUUUUUGUAUGUAUUUACAGGAUAUGAGUUAUGGUGCCAGAGUGAGUGUGAGCACCAUGCUGUCCCUGUAUUCCUUUGUACUUGCUUGACAGUCCGUAGAGUAGAGAGAAAGGUAUAGGGCAAGGCACUAAAGGAAGCCGGCACUGCAGGUAGCUGCAUUGUCUUAAGGGAAAGAAAGCAAUCGUUAACUUCGGUGUCAUGACUUUGUUGAGUGGUAGACUGUUGAACUGGGUGAGACACUAAAGAACACUAGAAACAUUCUCUAGCCUGCUUCCAGUAGGCAGAAGUUGUCCUCUUUUGGGGCACAAUUACACUUUGGUGGCUUUUAUAGUAUUUAGGUGAGAACUGAAUUGCCAUUAUGAAUAUAAUUCCAUGGCUCUUUGUAUACAAAGUAUAUUUUUAAUCAAAUACCUCACGGUCUUCAUAGACCUCUGACUGAAACCAUUAGAUUUAUUAUUUUCAGCUCUUGUGAGGAUUAAGGGAAGGAGAACCACACAGAAGACAUGGGAGGUUUAACCCAUUCCACUAAAAUGUGUUGCCAAAUUUUGGCCUCACUCAGUAUUGCCUUUUUUCUAAGCGUCAUUUUGGGUAUUCCGGAUAAUAGGGCUUCUUAUGCUUUCAUGUGAGAAAGUGUCAAGACACUAGUUUAGACAAUUCCUGGUAAAGCAUUAACUAAGUUUCUAUAGUCCUCCAAGCCUUUUUAUACCUUCCACUCAUCUUAAUUGGCUUAAGGCUCAUAACCCACUCCUUUCUAAAGCCAUAGAGUCCUUUACUAUAUUUUUAUCUCUUGUCUUCCUAAGAAAGUUUUAGGUAGGGAGUAAAAAUACAAGUAUCCAAAGGAUACUGUUAGUAUGUGAUUUUAAUAUGCUACUUUAUUUCUCAAAUUUGCAUUUUCAACUGGUCAUUCACACAGAAAAAGUUAGCAUUGCCCUUUCUGGUUGUAUUUUUUCCUGAGUAGUCUGUACUUAAACUAUCUCUUUGAAUCAGAGUACAUGUAAUAUAAUAGACAUGUCUAUUUUCAGUGACAUGUUAAUCUUAUUUUCCUAUGAAUUUCUAAUUAUUAAAAGGAAAAGUUGGGUUUCGAUUGACAUACAUUUUAUCAAACUUUCACUGGAAGAGUAGCAAGUCAGUGUACCAUCCUGUGAAUCAAGAUGACUACCAACAAGCAAAGAGCAAUAAGAUCUGUAACUGUUUGUACCAUCAGCCUCACCCUACCAUUUUUUAGAAUACCUAUUUGAGUAAGAGGGUGUUUCCAGAUUCUAAUGUUAUCCUUCACAUUGUGAAUACUCAUUAAAUAUUUAUUAAGUUAAUGAAUGAUUAAAGAAGGUAAAGAUGGGUUAUGAGUGAUAGAAAGAAUGAAUGAUUAUUGAGAAACUGGUAGAUUAGUCCAGUGCAUUGUGAAUGAAUUAUGCUUUCCAGCUUCAUAAUACCUAGAAAGUGCCAUGUAUAUAGAGUAAGUCAAUUUAGGUUUUUUCCUUUAUUUCAUCACCUUAUUUAAAUUUGUUAAGUCCUAAUCAAGGAAUGUAAUUCUAAUCAUUAGUGAACUGUAAAAAACUCACAUAGCUAAUGUAAGUCAUUUGUAUUAAGAACACUACUUUUUUUUCAUUUAAGGAAUUGGAAGACAGAUCUUGCAUACAGUGCCCAAGCCAUUUUUGGGCAUCUGAGAAAAUUCUUUGAUUUCAAUGGCUUGUUGGUCUGUAUUUGCAUGGAUAGCCAUUUUAUGUAUCUCCUUAUUCCCCCCACUUUGAUCUGUGGACAUUUUAGGUAUUUCUUAAACUUGGAUGAGUCUUUUUUUGAGUUCAAGGAUUUGAUGCAGAUUACUGUCCCCUGUUAAAAACUUGAGGCCUAGACUUUCAAUUAGUUUUUAUUUGUAAGGUACGGUUCUAAUUUAGACUUCAUUAAUUAUUAAUGAGAUUAAAUGUAUGCGGAUUGUCACCAAAAGCCACUGAAAUCUUUAGGUAAGGGCUUUAUGUGACCAAGAUGUGGAAACGGAAGUUUUUGGAUUUUUAUGCAGCAGUUUGUAGGAAAGUUUAUGUGUUAGACUGUGUGUCAUUUGGAUAUGGUCAAGUUAUACCAGUCUGUGCUUGUUGAGUCACACUAUAUUUGUGUUUGUGUGUGUGUAAGUGUAAAGAGAACCUUUAAUAGUGUUAUGAAAACAUAGUAUAAUAAUUUUUUCUUAUGUAGCAUAAGAUGGUAUCUCAUAUGGGCUGAAUACAAUUUAUGAAUGCAGCUACCACUUGCUAUACAGCAAUGCAGUCGCGAUUUUAGCUCUGUUGAACUGUAAAAGAUGCUAAAAAAUUUCACUGUAAAAGGAACUGAUGUAUUUUAUUUUCACAGAAAGUUGAUUUAAUUUUAUUAUUUUGUUACUAGAAAAGUUAUAUUUUAAAAAUUCAUGCUAUUUAAAGUAUGCUAUAGAUUUGAACCCCAUUGUAACAACUGAAUCUUUUGUCUUCUGAAUCUAUUUCUCAAACAGAACUGUGCAGCCCUGACACUCAAUGUGCUGCAGUCUCUCCCCAGCUAGGAUGCUCUUGUUUAAGGGAGAAGUGUGUAAAGGCACUGGCAUGUUCAGUGUCAUGAACAUAGUGAGCAAGAACUGUAAACCCACAAGUUCUACUUACUGUCACACAGUGUCUUUUGAAAAAUAACUCUGCAGAACUGCAUUAAUUCGAGUGCCUUCUUACUUUCUUGGGGAGCAAGAUUACACAUAACUCUAAUGUGUAGAUAGAAAACGGAAUGGAAGUUUUACACAGAAUUGAUUAUGACAUAUUUGAUUUAUUCUCAUUGCUAGGCAUGGUCCUAUGGGAUAUUUUACUCGUCAGUGAGAUACUGCUAGAAGCGGAUAGGAUGCCUUGAUUUGUAUUAAAGUAAUUAUCAGUUUUAAGCAUCCUACCAAGAAUUAGUUGUUUGUGACAGCUUAUGUUUUGGAGGUUGUAGGCAUCACAUUUAUGGGAGAUGUGUGCACAAUUCAAGACAGCCUAUAACUUGUGCAACCUAUGGUCAAGCAGAAACAAUGGCACUGCUUCUGAAAUAAAGGCCAUUUUUUUUGUCCUCAGAGAAUCCUUUGCCUUACUUGAAGUACCUUCCUCCCCUCCCCACUUCAGGCCUAAUAUAAGAUCAUUGAAAGGAGGAGAAGUGGACUUGCUGUCUUUCAAAUAUUGGAGAAAAAUAAGUAAAUACUAAGAUGAAAUUGAAAAAUUUUUUUCAUUUAUUUGUGUAUAAAAGGGAAAGGAUAGGAAUUGCGUAUUUCAAAAUAGCAAAUAAUUAUUUGUUGUAAUUUCCCAAAAAUCAUUGAGAUUCCAAAGUGCUUUACUGAGAACUCUUGAAUAAUAUAUUCCUAAAGGACAGCAUCAUGCCGUGCUCAUGAUUGUGACAGGACCAGUGUGUCCGCUGUGGAUCUGGGCUAGGAGGGGACCUCAGGCUCCCAACUCAGACUUCUCUACUCUCACCAGGACACGUUAACAGUAAAACCAAACUCUUGGCUAAGAAAUAAAAAUACUAGGACAGUAGCCUAGUCUGCUGGUAAAACCUUGUGCUUCCAAGAAUAUUUGCUACAUAUAGUUUGUGCUUUCUGGUCAAUAAUACAGUCCACAAAGCUAACCCUGACAUUUCUUUUAUUAGUCUGUUAUUCCUCAGGGUAUAGAAGAUUUAGUAAAUAUAGGGCAAAAUUUUAUAUUCAGUGGCAGAAAAGGCAAAAAUAUGCUAAAUAUAGUAGUAGUUCUUAAAAUUUUAGAAUAGAUAGUAUUUUUUAUAAACCAGUGCUGUGCAGUAGCUCAUAGAUGCUCUGUGACUGCCUCCUUCAUCUCCCAGUUUGGGUCCCUGUGGCUCUAUUCUGAACAUUCUAUGUUUGUCUUCUACAGGAAUGGUUUCUAUACUAUUGUAUUUCCAUGUUUGGCAGAGAUGGCAGUGAUUGCAUUUUGUUUUGGUUGACAUCAUUAUCAGUUUUUGAAAUUGCUAUUGAAGAGAACAGCUACCGUUGUUUUUCAGAUUACAACAGUUUUUUUUCCUAGCCCUUUUUCCCUGAGGAUGUUUUAUAGAAACAUUCCAUACAUGUUCAGCACAUUGAGUAAUAUGUUACACAUUAUAGAAGUUCAGCAAGUCAGAUUUGAUAAGUGCUGGAAAGGUAAAACCAGCUUAUCCCUGUCUUAUCAUCAUGUCCACAUUCUUAGCUUUGGAGGAAACACCAUUUUUCAUAAAGUAUGUAAUCAGGCUCCAAUGCACAGGGCAAAGCUCUGAGUCUAAUUGUACAACAUUGCAAGUGAAAUUUGAUGCUUUUAAGGUGUAUGUAUGUUUCUGUGCAUGCCUGCUUAUAUAUUUGUGUGUAUACAUGUUUAAAUGAUUUGGAGAUUGAAUUUAUAUGGUGAUUUUACAAAGAAUUUUAUCCAAAUGAUUUUUAUUUUCCAGUUUGCAUAAAUGUGUUCGUAACUGUCUUAAGACAGUUUUCUUUAUUACACCAACACCCUCCAGCAAAGUUGGGAACCUUACUCAAGAGCCCAUUUGCCUGAAUUAGCCAGAUGUCUGUGCAAAUUGUUUAUAUUAAGUCUCUGGUGGUUUAUAAACUGUGACAUGGCUUCUAUUCCAUAUCUUCAGGGCAUUAGCCUUAAUUUUAUAUAUGGCAGUCACUUUCUUCAGAGUACUAUAUAGCAUACUUCAGAUUGUUUAAAAGGUAAGGGAUGGUAUAUUUGAAAGUUUUUUAAGUCAUAGGAGCUGUAAAAUUUCACGUCUAAAUGUUGACAAAAACAGCAUUCUAUUAGAAAUGCUGGUAUAUUGUCCUCUGUCACAGAUGUCACUUUGAAUUUGGAGCAAGUAUCUUUUAUUGGUUAAAGCAUGGGUGUAGACAAGUACAACCAUAGCAGGUGUCUAAUGAAUACUUAGUUGAUUAUUGAUCUGACUCCAAACUAAGUGAACUUUCAGAAAGGAUAGUUUGCCAUCCUUUCAAAGAAGAGUAUGUUUGUAAAGUAAUAUAUCUGUGAAAUUGAAAAAUUAUAUAAUUUGACAUGAAUUAGUAGGCUCAAUUUGGUUAUAGUUAGUAAUGUAAUGAAAAUAUUGUUUAUGUAAAACAUGAUCUGAAGAGAUGUGAAAAGUUCCUUCUUGUGCAGGAACAUUAAUAAAUGUGAUUAAAUGUCUUAAAAAGUAGGCGGCUUACCUUGAGAGAGAGCUACUGUAGCCUUCUAUUACUAGUUUCCAUUACUGGCAUCUCCAGUGCUAUCUGAUCUUAGAUUUUUUAAAAAAUUUCUUCUUAAAUCCUAGUUGCUUUAUAGUGUCUUAAAAAUGGUGUGGUAAAAUAAUUAAGUUCCGUUAAGUAGCUUUUACUUGUUUUCUCAGAACAUUUUUGAUAUGAGGAGUAAGUUUUUAUGAAUGAUGCAGUAGUUUCAGCUUCUGUUAAUUUGUAGCUUUCAGAGCAUUUUUCAUACAGUUUACCUUUGUGAGAAGAGUAAAAAGCUUAAAGAAACCAUGCAGAAACAUUCCUACCUGAGGAAGAGAGUGUGUAUCCAAGGGCAAUGAGGCACUGCCUCCUGGUGAGGUUUUUGAUGCAUGACGACAGGGACUGAGGCGACCACUGUCAGUGCUAUGUUCUGGUGUGUGCUCUAGGAGCAUAACAGAAUGUGUCUUUGAUUAUUUAUUGUUUUAAAUUGGGAAAUAUAGAAGAUGAGUUAUUGCAAAGCAUGCCAAAUAUUUAAUCACUGUACUACAAAAACUAAGAAAAGGAAGAGAAGGAGAAAAACUAAAAGGUCAGUACUCCUUUUUUAAUAGCUGCUAUGUUUGGGAAUUUUUGGUUUCUCUCUUUUUUUUUUUGAAACCUAAGUUUCUGGAUACUAGUUAGUUGCUGAGUUUAACUCAGAGGGACUUUAAGGGAGAGGUUUUAAUUUAAGGGAAAGUUCUUAGAUAUAAUAUUCUGCUUUUAGAAUUCACCUCAUUGGAGUAUUUCAGGAAGUUUCAGUCAAUCCAUGUUGUAAGAUUUUCCUGCAAUUUAUGCUCAAAUGGACAAGUUACAUAUGUGAUGUGUGGUACAAAGUCAGAUCUUGGGCAUUCAAGAUAAGUUUGCACUGCUAUGUUUCUUAAUCUACUUGCCACUAGUAUCGCAGUCUGUGCUGACAUUUCUUUAACUCUCACUGUGUAUGAAUUGACCUGUCUUUAAAGGUCUAAAUAGUUUUGAAUUCCUUUUAUAUCUAAAAUGUAUGCUAUACAGAAGGAUAAGGUAAAUUUUACAGUGAAGUCUGUGUAGCAUAUGCUUGUGGUAUUCUGUAAGUAUCCCCGAGUGCUUAAAUUAUGAUGCUAAAUUGUAAGGCUAAUGUAAUGACUGUAGAUCAUCUUUAUCUGCACCGUUCAUUCAAUAGAAAUAUGAUGUAAGCCACAAAGUAAUUUUUAAUUUUCCAGUAGCAACAUAUAAUAGGUAUAAAUUAACUUUAAUAAUAUAUUUUGUGUAAAAUAUUAUCAUUUCAACAUGUAAUCAAAUGUGAAAACUACUAGUGAGAUAUCUUGGCUACUUCUUUCCCCACAUUUAGUCUUCAGAGUUCAGUGUGUAUUUUGCAAUCACAGCACAUCUGAGUUCUGACCGUCUGCAUUUCAAAUGCUCAAGCUGCAUAUAGCUAAGAGCUACUUAUUGGACAGUGCAGAUUCAUAGGCUACAAGGUAGGACUUUCAGGUCAGAGACAAUGAAGUAGGCAGGAAAUUAUGGUACUUUGAAAAUUAUUAAGAAUAAUUUAAAAAGCAUCUAAUAGAAUUAUCCACUUAUUUUUCUUCAUCUUCAUUUUAAAUUUCCUCUAGAAGUAGGAUCAACGUGUUCCAUUUUGCCAAGCACUAUUUCAGGAGGAAGAAAUUCCAUGCCAUAUAAAGUACCAUGAUAUGCUAAUUGUAACAACAUACUUUUCAGUUGUGUUCACUGAAUUCUGUCCUGUUUCUUUGAAAUAAUAGCUUAAAUUGCAUGGUAAUUGUAUAUCUGUACCUGUUUUGUUUUUAUAUUAUGAUUAUGUAUACUAACAAACAGCCCUAGAAUUCUAUUCUUCCUAUGCAGCUGUCUUCCAGUACUUACUGGUACUCUUAUUAAAUUGUGAUAAAUGACAGAAAAGUAGAAUGAACCAUUCUUUCUUCUGUUAGUUUUUAUUUUUAAUCAUAUAACCGUGUACCAAGCCAGCUAUAAAUUAUUGUAUUUCUGUAGAAUUUGGAAAAUAGUGUUUGUCUUAUCUUUACUAAAUGUUUGCAAUUUCUAAGUAAACGUUUCAUCUCCUAAAAUGUGUGCAACAUGUGAUGUUAUCUUUACAUGUAGUGGGGUUUCAAACUUAGUUUCAGUCUGCUAAGCUGGUUUAAUUGCAUUGAUGGUGGUAAGGAGGUGGAGGUCUGAACUGUUGCCUAGGUAAAACCAAUAAUUUGGUUACUUGCAUUUGUAGAAAGAAUUAAAAUGUUAUUGUGUCUGAGACAUAAAAGAAAUGUCAAAAACAAAUUAAUGAAAAUGCCACAAUUGUCUUUAAA
Lepus europaeus (European hare) is the source of this 10149-nucleotide messenger RNA. It is a transcript of the gene PTAR1, whose product is annotated as protein prenyltransferase alpha subunit repeat containing 1. Gene Ontology annotation, biological process: protein prenylation. Gene Ontology annotation, cellular component: cytoplasm. The transcript has 7 exons. The coding region runs from base 50 to 1336 and encodes 428 amino acids. Gene Ontology annotation, molecular function: protein prenyltransferase activity. The record is from RefSeq and is a predicted model, not a curated record. NCBI's taxonomy places the organism in Eukaryota, Metazoa, Chordata, Mammalia, Lagomorpha, Leporidae.